Molecule: messenger RNA, 4884 nt
Organism: Silurus meridionalis
Lineage: Eukaryota; Metazoa; Chordata; Actinopteri; Siluriformes; Siluridae
Gene: opa1
Product: OPA1 mitochondrial dynamin like GTPase
Exons: 31
Coding region: 184-3258 (1024 amino acids)
Biological process (GO): mitochondrial fusion
Cellular component (GO): cytoplasm; mitochondrial membrane; microtubule
Molecular function (GO): microtubule binding; GTP binding; GTPase activity
Source: RefSeq, a predicted model, not a curated record
GCUUCCGUUUCCGGUGGGUUUGACACUGCUCAUGAGAGCGCUCGGGAUGUCCUUGUUAGAAAAGCAGGUGGUCUGAUGAAGGAGGGGAAAAUAAAUAUGGAGUAAAACACAGAUAUUAUAAUAAUAUACUCCUUGUAGACCUGCAUGUAUGAAUAAAAAGCUGUAGUUUGCUGGUUUUAGGAGAUGUUACGGACCGGAACUGCCGUUACCGGCAUGGAGUGCAGGAAUCUUCUCCGCUCCAGACUGGGUGGAAUUAGGCUGGGCAUCCCGCUGCAGAAGCUCCACCCCUUGUCCCGUGCCAUCCACCAUCACUACUCUGCCAACCCGGCCCCUCAGCGCCCCCCUCACCGGCUUUACACCUCCCUCUCCAGGCUCCCUGUGCGGCCACCGAGGUCUCGCUCGGGACACGGCUACCAGCAGCAGCGCUCCUUCUGGGUGGCUCGUCUGGCGGCUCGGCUGCUGAAACUGCGCUACAUCCUGCUGGGGUCUGCGGUCGGAGGAGGCUACACCGCUAAAAAGACGUAUGACGAGUGGAAGGACAUGCUUCCUGAUCUGAGCGAGUACACGUGGAUCAUCCCGGGCUUUGUUUGGGAGCUCGGCGACAACAUCGACUUCGAGAAGCUAGCGAGGGCUUUGCCUGAAAUGGAGGAGAUCGCCAAGCUGCUGCCGGACUUCGAGAAGAUCGGAGAGAACUUCACUUUUCUCAAGGGCCUGCUGUCGAGCGGUGUGAAUAGUGCAGUCAUUGGAGCUUCUGGUCUGCGUCUGUUGUUAGAAACCCCAGGCGAGCCGAACCUGAGCGCUUCCGAGAUCCAGGGCACAGGAGCUGGCUCUGAGGGCGGUGACAAAUUUAAGAAGCAGGGGCUGCUUCGAGAUCUCAUUCUCAUUCAACAGCAGAUCCAGCAGCAUGAAGAGGAAGUGCGGCGGGCGGCGGCCGCUAACGAGCCCCGCCCAGGCCGCGCUAAGACUCCGCCCCCAAGCCAGGCCCCGAAAUUCCCCCACAAGCCUUCAGAUAAAGAGAAAGUGGACCAGCUGCAAGAGGAGCUCAUGCGCACACAGCUGAAGUACCAGCGGAUGUUGGAGCGUCUGGAGAAGGAGAAUAAAGAGCUGAGGAAAGUGGUGCUGCAGAAAGAUGACAAAGGGAUUCAUCAGAGGAAAGUCAAGAAGUCUCUGAUUGACAUGUACUCUGAAGUCCUAGACAUCCUCUCCGAUUAUGAUUCCAACUACAACACUCAAGAUCACCUGCCCAGGGUGGUGGUUGUAGGUGACCAGAGUGCAGGAAAGACCAGCGUGUUGGAGAUGAUCGCUCAGGCUAGGAUCUUCCCUCGAGGCUCAGGAGAGAUGAUGACCAGGUCUCCUGUCAAGGUGACUCUGAGUGAAGGCCCUCAUCAUGUGGCCAUGUUUAAAGACAGUACCCGUGAAUUCGACCUGGGAAAGGAGGACGAUCUGGCAGCUUUGAGGCGUGAGAUUGAGUUGAGGAUGAGGAAGAGUGUGAAGGACGGACAGACAGUCAGUCCAGAGACGAUCUCAUUAAGUGUAAAAGGCCCGGGGAUCCAGAGGAUGGUUCUGGUGGACUUACCAGGAGUGAUCAGUACGGUGACCACUGGCAUGGCUGCAGACACCAAGGAGACCAUCUUCAGCAUUAGUAAAGCGUACAUGCAGAACCCGAACGCCAUCAUCUUGUGUAUUCAGGACGGAUCGGUAGAUGCCGAGCGUAGUAUUGUCACUGAUCUGGUCAGUCAGAUGGACCCUCAGGGCAAAAGGACCAUUUUUGUUCUGACCAAAGUGGACCUGUCAGAGAAGAACCUCGCGAGCCCGAGCAGAAUCCAUCAGAUCAUUGAAGGCAAACUGUUCCCUAUGAAAGCUCUGGGCUACUUCGCUGUAGUGACUGGAAAAGGCAGCAGCAGUGAAAGCAUCGACUCUAUUAAAGACUAUGAAGAGGACUUCUUUAGGAACUCCAGAUUGUUAAGAGGGGAUGCUGAAGCCCACCAGGUGACCACCAAGAACCUGAGCUUAGCCGUGUCCGACUGCUUCUGGAAAAUGGUGCGGGAGUCUGUGGAGCAGCAAGCCGACGCUUUUAAAGCUGCUCGCUUUAACCUGGAGACCGAGUGGAAGAAUAAUUACCCCCGUUUACGAGAGCUGGACAGGAAUGAGUUGUAUGAAAAAGCCAAGAACGAGAUCCUGGAUGAGGUGAUCAGCCUGAGCCAAGUGACUCCCAAACACUGGGAGUCCAUACUGCAGAAGAAGCUGUGGGAGAGGGUGUCCACUCACGUCAUCGAGAACAUCUACCUUCCUGCUGCUCAGACCAUGGACUCGGGCACCUUCAACACCACUGUAGAUAUUAAACUCAAGCAGUGGACGGACAAACAGCUGCCUCACAAAGCUCUCGAGGUAGCGUGGGAGACGCUGCAGGAGGAGUUUGCUCGCUUCAUGGCCGAGUAUAAAGGGAAGGAUCAGGACGACAUCUUCGACAAGCUGAAGGAAGCUGUGAAGGACGAGAGCAUUAAGAGGCACAAGUGGAAUGAGCGAGCCAUGGACAGUCUGAGAGUGAUCCAGCACAACGCUCUGGAGGAUCGCUCCAUCACAGAUAAACCUCAGUGGGACGCCGCCAUCCAGUUCAUGGAGGAGACGCUGCAGUCUCGCCUUAAAGACACUGAGUCAGUGAUCGCUGACAUGGUGGGGCCUGACUGGAAGCAGAGAUGGCUGAACUGGACGAAUCGCACACCUGAACAGCACGUGCGUAACGAAACCAAGAACGAGCUGGAGCGUGUGCUGAAGCUACGCGACGAGCACACGGCGUACCUGGCCAACGAUGAAGUCACCACUGUGCGCAAGAACCUGGAGGCUCGCGGUGUAGAGGUCGACCCCGUGCUGAUCAAAGACACGUGGCACCAGCUGUACCGACGUCACUUCCUUCAGAAGUCCUUGUCCCACUGUAACCUCUGCAGACGAGGGUUUUACUACUACCAGAGACACUUUGUAGACUCUGAGCUCGAAUGUAAUGACGUGGUUUUGUUCUGGAGAAUUCAGCGGAUGCUGGGCAUCACAGCCAACACGCUCCGACAGCAGCUCACCAACAAUGAAGUGCGGCGCUUGGAGAAGAACGUGAAGGAGGUGCUGGAGGAUUUUGGGGAGGACAGUGAGAAGAAACUGCAGCUGAUCACGGGAAGGAGAGUUCAGCUGGCCGAAGACCUCAAAAAAGUGCGUGAAAUCCAGGAGAAACUUGAAGCCUUCAUAGAAGCUCUUCACAAGGAGAAGUAGCGCAGCAGAACCUGCAUCACAGCCUUCACAGAGACAAACACCAAUCCCAGAAGACGCACUGAUCCUGCUGCUAUCCUAAUGCUUUUACACACACACACACACACACACACACACACACACACGUGCGCAUGUGUGUGAGAGCUGGCCGAAUUUUCCUUUCUUUCGUCCUUAGUCCCCUCCAUCAGCAUCUGAUCUGAGCAUGUAUUAUACACACACACACACACACACACACACACACGAUCGUGAGAGAGAAGCAGGAAAUGUACAAAUAGACAGACGCACAAAUGUACACAGUUGUGUAAAAAAAUAAUUACACACGCACACACAUACAGUUGUACAUACAGAUAACUGGGCAAACACACACACACUUGUCAGACAAUUGUACACACAGGUAGCUAAGCAAAUGUACACGCACACACACACACACACACACACACACACACACACACACAUGAUGGCAGAUGUUGAAAAUACACAUCUUGAUGCACUCACACCCUGGUAUAAAAUUACAUGUACAUAGACAGAAGUGCAGUUUUACACACACACACACACACAGAGACGUUGGCUCACAUACAGUUGUACACACAGCUAAGCAAAUGUACACGCACACACACCAACAUACAUACGUUCAGACGUUCAAGAACACACACACUGACACAAAAUUACAUAAGUAGACAUACAGUUGUACACACACACACACACACACACAUAUAUAUAUAUAUAUAUAAUAUGAAUAUAAACAUACAUAAAGAAAUAUUUGCAGUCAGCCAUAUGUCACACACACACACACACACACAUAUAUAUAUAUAUAUAUAUAUAUAUAUAUAAUAUGAAUAUAAACAUACAUAAAGAAAUAUUUGCAGUCAGUCAUAUGUCACACACACACACACACACACACACACAGCUUGCUAUUCUGUUGUCUGGUCCCUCAUCUCCAAAACCUCUCACACUCUUCAUCUCCUUGUCUCCUCAUUGUCUUUAUUUGCAGUGUUGAUUCUUUUUCUCGUCCUCACGCUUCUCGUCUCCCCGCUGCAGUGAGCAGCACCGAGUCCCAGCUGUGGUCAGUGGUCAAUGUACGGAACGUCCCUAAAGGCAUUUAAACACAAGAACACGACGUUGUGUUCCGAUUGUGUUCAGGAUCCUCUUCAAGUUCUUAUUUUCUACCCCGAACUCUCGAUGCACUUAAAUCUGCAGCUUCAUUCGUCCGGUUUUAUUCCUGUCAUUGCACUUUUUUAUUUCACUCAUCCCCAGUGUUCAUGCUCUCCGGCUAACAUGCAGGACUGUUCUUUAUUUCUCAGAUGUAUCAACAGGUAAAUAUACACUUUGUAUAUGUAGAAGUUUGGAAACACACACAGAGAGAGGGACUCGCAUCGGGAACGUUCUGCCACGCUGACUCUGUUUCUCUCCUCUGUUGUAGAUUGUAAUGUUUGCAUGUCAUAUGCCAUCGGUUUAUUUAUUAAAUUGGUGUCGAAGGUGAAAUUAAAAUGGGUGUUAAUUCAAUGCUUUUGGAAUUGACUAAUGGAAAUAAAAAAAAAUGUAAAGAAAAAAACUAAAAUCCUUUUUUUUCUUUUUUUUUUUUUCCUGAGGUAAAAUGUGUUUAGAAAUAAUAAUUAUAUAUAUAAUGUG